AUGUUGUCAUCGACAACAACGAUCUUAGAAUCUUACAUCCAACCUCAUAAAACCGACACCAUUUACGCCAAAAACAGAACACUCGACAGCUUCGUGAAAUCUGGGCACGUUAGCCUUGCUCAAAAACUAUUCGAUGAAAUGCCCAUAUGUGAUGUUGUUACCUAUAACUUGAUGAUUUCUGGGCUUGGAAAAUAUGGAAUAUCAAGACAAGCUCUUUAUUAUUACUAUGAAAUGGUUUCCUUAGGAAUUAAAGAAACCCCAUCAACGUUUUCUUCUGUUUUAAGUAUAUGCAGCAGCCGAGAUGGGCUUUUUAGAGCAGGAAUUCAAGUUCAUUGCAGGGUUAUUAAAUUUGGGUAUGGGUCCAAUUCGUUUAUUAGUAGUUCGCUUGUUGGUUUUUAUAUGCAGAUGGGAUUUUUUGAUUUCGGUUUGAGUUUGUUUAAUGAAAUGCCUGGGAGAAAUUUAGCUACUUGGAAUUUGGUUUUACGUGGCUUCUGUGAACUGGGUCUGUUUCAUGAGUUAUUAGGAGUGUAUCGUGAGACGAAAUUGGAUGGUGUAAAACCAAACGGACUUACUUUUUGUUAUUUGAUUCGAGGGUGCUGUAAUGAAAGGUUUUUCGAUGAAGGGAAGCAGCUGCAUUGUCAUGUUUUUAAAGUGGGAUGGGCGGGAUCGAAUAUUUUUGUUGCUAAUGCUUUAGUGGAUUUUUAUUCUGCUUGUAAAAUUUUGCAUGAUGCAAGUAAAUCAUUUGAGUCCAUUAUGCUGGAGGAUGUCCUUUCGUGGAAUUCGAUAGUGGCAGUGUAUGCUGACCGCGGCUUAUUAUUUGAAGCUCUUGAACUGUUUUAUAUGAUGCAGUUUUGGGGAAAGAGACCAUCUAUUCGUUCAUUUGUUGCACUAUUGAAUUUUUCAAGCAUAACUGGGAGUAUUUUGUUUGGAAAGCAGAUUCAUUGUUGUGUUUUGAAGAUGGGUUUUGACAUUGGAAGUUUCCAUGUACAGUCUGCGUUGAUUGACAUGUACGGGAAAUGCAGGGACAUUGAGAGUUCUGUGUCCACUUUUGAAAGUGUUCCUGGGAAAACUACAGAGAGUUGCAAUUCAUUAAUGACCUCUUUGCUGCACUGUGGUAUUGUUGAUGAUGUAGUUGAGAUGUAUGGUUUGAUGGUUGACGAAGGAAUUGGACUUGAUGAGGUUACAUUCUCCACGACACUGAAAGCAUUAUCAGUUUCUGCAUUUGCGAGUUUGGACAGCUGCAGAUUGGUGCACUGUUGUGCAAUGAAGUUAGGUUUUGAAUCCAACAUUGCAGUUUCAUGUUGCUUGAUUGAUGCAUAUUCGAGAUCCGGUCAUGUUCAACUUUCAAAGAAGGUUUUUGAACAACUUCCUUCUCCAAAUGUAAUCUGUUUUACGUCAAUUAUCAAUGGACUUGCACGAAAUGGGUUGGGGAGAGAAUGUCUUCGGACAUUUGAAGUAAUGAUCCAAAAGGGUUUGGAACCAGAUAAAGUGACAUUCUUGUGUGUGUUAACUGGAUGCAGUCAUUCUGGGUUGGUUGAAGAUGGAAGAUUGAUUUUUUAUUCAAUGAAAGCUAUUUAUGGGAUCUGUCCAGCAAGGGAGCAUUUUUCCUGUAUGGUCGAUCUCUUGGGGCGUGCAGGUUUGCUUGAUGAAGCUGAAGAGCUGCUGCAACAGGCCCCUGGAAGAGGUGAUUGUGUGAUGUGGACCUCAUUAUUGCGAAGCUGUAGGAUCUAUAGGAAUGAAAUUUUGGGAAGAAGAGCAGCAAAAGCAUUGUUAGAGCUUGACCCAGAAGAUUUUGCAGUGUAUUUGCAAGUUUCAAACUUCUACUCUGAUAUUGGGGAAUAUGAAACCUCAAUGCACAUCAGAGAGCUUGCUGUAGCAAGGAAGAUGACAAGGGAGAUAGUGGCUCAUGGAGUUGCAGGAAACAUGGCAUGUAACAGCAUCGGCAAUCUUGAGAAGCUUAAAAACUUUGACAUAGAAGAAGUAAAUGAGACAGAGCUUUCUGAUGUUCCAUCAUGGACAAGUGAACGUGGGGCUAAGGUUCUUGUCAAUGUUGAUAGCUUUGGUGCUGUUGGAGAUGGAGUUUCUGAUGACACUCAGGCCUUUGAAAAUGCUUGGAACACAGCCUGUACUACACCAAAGUCAGUUUUCUUGGUUCCUCCAGGGCAGCGUUAUUUGGUUAAUGCAACGAGAUUUAAAGGGCCUUGUGUGGAUACGUUGCUUAUCCAGAUAGAUGCAACAAUAAUGGCACCUGAUGAGCCUAAGAAUUGGGAACCAAAUUUUGCUCGACUUUGGCUUGGCUUCUUUAAAUUGAAUGGAGUUGUCUUCCAAGGGAAUGGAGUAAUUGAUGGCUCAGGCAGCAAAUGGUGGGCAUCAUCCUGCAAAAAGAACAACUCAAACCCUUGCAGAGGAGCACCAACAGCAUUAACUAUUGAUUCAAGCUCAAAUGUGAAGGUUCAAGGCCUUACUAUCCAAAACAGCCAACAGAUGCACUUUGUGAUUUCCCGGUCCGAUUCUGUGCUGGUGUCUGGUGUUCUAGUCUCAGCUCCAGAAGGUAGUCCCAACACUGAUGGAAUUCAUAUUACUGGAUCAACUAAUGUUGUUCUCCAGGACUGCAAAAUUGGAACAGGUGAUGAUUGCAUCUCUAUCGUGAAUGGUAGCUCCAAUAUCAAGAUGAAGAGGAUUUUUUGUGGACCAGGACAUGGAAUCAGUCUUGGGAAGGACAACUCCACUGGCAUAGUAACAAAAGUAGUCCUGGAUACAGCAUUCCUUCGGGAGACAACAAAUGGCCUCAGAAUUAAGACUUGGCAGGGUGGUCAUGGUUAUGUUCGUGGGGUACGCUUUGAGAAUGUGGGAAUGGACAACGUUACGAACCCCAUCAUUAUUGAUCAGUUCUAUUGUGAUUCUCCAAAAGCGUGCCAAAACCAGACGUCAGCUGUUGAAAUAAGUGAGAUCGUGUACCGGAAUAUAAAUGGCACUACAAAGAGUUCGAAGGCCAUGAAAUUUGCAUGCAGUGACACAGUUCCCUGCCGAAACAUAGUGGUGAGCAACAUCAACUUAGAGAAUAAGGACGGCACAGUGGAGACCUAUUGCAACUCUGCACAAGGCUUUGGGUGUGGCUUUGUGCAUCCCUCAGCUGACUGCCUAAGUUUUCAUGACAAAGGCUAUAAUGUCAUUGGUCAGUCAGCAAUCACCAAAGAAUCCAGUGUUAUUGCUCAGAUGAAAACUUCCGAGCUUUCUGAAACCAGCAACGAGGAUAUUACUCACACUGAGCUGUGA
Molecule: messenger RNA, 3276 nt
Organism: Dovyalis caffra
Lineage: Eukaryota; Viridiplantae; Streptophyta; Magnoliopsida; Malpighiales; Salicaceae
Source: the annotation of a GenBank genome assembly